AGAGGCACUUAAGCCCAUUAAUUACAAAAAGUGUGUUAUUUACAGAUAGGCCUAUUAGUAACAGACCCUAGAGGGGACGUUUAGGAUACAAAACCACAAGGAGAUGUUUGUUUUUAUCAGGAACUGGCCUACCUGUUGCAUCUUAUCUGGCAGACGCAUUAAAACAAUGACCAACUGGGGGCUUAUCUGCUUUGUGUUUGGGUGAUUAGAAGGCAUUAUUCCAACAUGGAGGAAGGAGGUCGCGAAGCCACUACUGUGCAGACGCGGGCACUCCUACGCCUCCGAUCUGCCUCCGCCGUUCAUUGGUCCAUUCAGCAUCUUCAGCACCACCGGGGCUGAACAGCGACACACAGCCAUGCAGCUCUCAUCGAAUGAGGAUGGCGCGCGACGCACGGAGCCCUACGAGGUUACUAUGAUGCUGUUUGUGUGGUUUUUGCAGCACUAGUGCCAUCCUUUCAUCACUUCACCGCAUAUGUUUACAGUCGGCGUAUUGCAGGUCGUUCUCAUCCUUCGUCUUGAUCGUGAACAACCCGUGUGUGUCGUCUCACCCUCCAAGAGGAAGCUUUUUUCUCUCUCUCUCCAGAUGCCUGAUUCACCGACGCUCGGAAUCCCGGGUUUUGUCAGCUUCACCGGGGUUCCCUCCCUUUGAGUCGACAGGCAUGACGGUUCAGCUCACAGACUGGAACGCCGCCGCUCAGGUUCUCGGCAGCAGCAGCAGCAGCAGCAGCAGCAGCAUCUCAUGUUCAGUGCCGCAUCAACAAGCACCGCCGCCCGACCACCGGGUCCCCCUGCCGGCGCCCUGGCGUCCACCUGUCCCCCGACGCCUCUUGUGACAUGACAGCACGGGCAAGAAAGAAGAGGUUUAAAGGCUACGCGCAGGAUCGUGGGUUUGAGCCUGGUGUCGGAUCCUGGAGGAGAGGGCAGGAGGGAGAGGACUGUCUGCACGGUCUGAGGAGACAGGAUCCAAUCUGACGUCUGGGAAACAUGUCUGUGGGACUUUAUUAACCUGGGCGGUGCGGUUGUUUGUUUGUUUUUUUCUUUUCUUUUGUUUGUUUGUUUGUUUUGGAGGGGUCAGAGCUCGGGGUCAGCCCCAGACCAGUGCACCUGCAGCAGCUGCUGGUGUCGCGCUCACCUCUUCAGCAGGGCGGGUGCCCGCUGGAGGCUGGCAUCACCAGGGCAGCCUCAUCCUCAUGUGAUCCCUCUGAAGAAAGCUUCUUUUGAGUUCUGAUUCGGGCCUGUACAGUGUGGUAGCACCCACCUUUGCCUUACAGUUUCAUCUGAUGCACGGCCUCGUAGUGUUGAUCCUGGUCAAGUCCCAGACAGCAGUGCUGCUCCCCAGGCCCGUCCAGUUCAGUUGGCUGCUGCUGACCAUCACCUUCACCUGCACAGCCAUGGGGUGCAUCCAGAGCAUAGCCUGCAACAAGACCCGCAUCAAACGGGAGAACAUCGUAGUGUACGACCUGUCCGCCACCAUAGACCACUGCCCCACUAUCAUAGAGGAGAACUCGCCUAUAGUGCUCCGGUACAAGACGCCUUAUUUCAAAGCGUCAGCGCGGGUUGUCAUGCCCCCUAUUCCGCGCAAUGAGACAUGGGUGGUGGGUUGGAUCCAGGCGUGCACCCAGAUGGAAUUUUACAACAGCUAUGGAGACGUCGGCAUGUCGAGCUGGGAGCUGCCUCAGCUACGAGAAGGCCUGGUGAGGGCCAUCAGUGACUCCGAUGGCGUCAGUUACCCCUGGUAUGGAAACACAACAGAGACUGUCACUAUAGUCGGCCCUACCUCCAAGCCAUCUCGCUUCAUAGUUAGCAUGAAUGACAAUUUUUACCCCAGUGUCACCUGGGCCGUGCCGGUCAGUGAAUCCAACACCCCCUUACUGACUAACAUCAAAAGAGACCAGAGUUUCACCACCUGGCUGGUGGCGCUCAACACCACGUCCAAGGAAAAGAUUCUCCUCCACACCAUCAAGUGGAGGAUGAGGGUUGACAUCGUGGUGGACCCGACCCUGCCUCUGGGCUCCAGGGCCAGACUGGUGGGCCGGGUGCACCAGGACCAGCCACGGGUGCUGACCCGCAUGGAGUCAAUCCCUCCUAACGCCACGGGGAGACCCAAUGCUAAUGAUGCCCAGGUUCUGAUGUGGAGGCCGAGGAGAGGCCCUCCUAUGGUCGUCAUACCACCAAAAUAGUGUUAAUCCUGAUUGGCCGUGGGGUUUUUACAUCACCAUGGCCUGUUUGUGCAGCAAAGUGGCUAAAUGGAUAACUACACGAACAAGCAACAAAAGACAAAGAUUUUUAAGCAGGCUGAGAGUUGUACAAACUGUUGAUGGCACAAAUCGGAAUAAAAUCUUGAGGGGACAACUGCCUUAAUUCCCCACCGCUGCCUUUGACGAUCCAGAAAGUAUGUUGGUCUCUUAUCUCUGGUGCUGCUGAGCUAUCGGGUGUGCAGGCCUGUACUCCAAUCCAGCACCACUGAGGCGCUGUCAGUGCUGGGGGGUGUAAUCUGUACUGUAGCUACUCAGGCCCAGACGGAAACGAUCAAACCUAAAUACAGACAAUGUUCAGAGUGUCCGUCAGCCUUAAUGAUGACUGGACUGGACAGAGAAGUGUUGUCUGAGAGCGUAACAAAAGAAAGGUCUUACUGUUUGUGUAAUACAGGUCUGAGGAGAACACUGCUGCGGGGUUUACUCGUUAUGGACAGAGAUGACUAUAAGAUCCACUGAAAUGUCACUGGACGAUGCUUUUAGAGAUGGUCCGAGUGUGGGAACAGUAUUCAGGCAUGUGUCUAUGUGUUUGUAGUUGUUUCCUCUAACGGAACUCCAGGGUCAGGGUCAAGGUUUGCUGCUUUGUCACACCAGACUGCCUCACACAUUUACGCACACACACAUCACACACACACAUACAGACCAGAGGCCUCAUUUUGUUUGCAUUGAUGCUUCUAGAUUGUUGGACAGUUUAAAAGCAUGAUUUCAAGCAGUAGUAAGAACCGAACAUCCAUACACACACAUGCAUUUACUUAACUCAUCUGACAUAUCACAGGAAAUGUAGAGAAUGGAUUUGUUCAUAUGCACAUAAAUCUCAUAAAUGUAACCCUGCAGCAGCUUUUCUUUCUAACAAUCACAAAUGGCCAGUUCAUCUAAGCUGCCUUUUUUGAGAAACCAGUGAUGCCUGCAUUAACAAUAGCCUCAUCGAGAAAAGAACAUCCUUUCUUGUCCCAUUAGAUCAGAUUUGUAAGGUGCAGAAGUAAGAUUUCUUUAUUCGAAAAUGAGUGUAUGAGUGGCUGCGACAGGACAAACAGAGCUACAGCAUGACGUGUUUACCAGACAGUAUAUGUUCUUAUGAAGAACCACUGGAAAAAAGAGAUGUAUUUACCCAGGAAAGUUUUAUGGAUAUGUUCACUUAAAUGAUA
Messenger RNA from Sphaeramia orbicularis (orbiculate cardinalfish), 3400 nucleotides. It is a transcript of the gene fam78bb, whose product is annotated as family with sequence similarity 78 member Bb. The transcript has 2 exons. The record is from RefSeq and is a predicted model, not a curated record. Bases 1281 to 2180 code for a protein of 299 amino acids. NCBI's taxonomy places the organism in Eukaryota, Metazoa, Chordata, Actinopteri, Kurtiformes, Apogonidae.